Messenger RNA from Chenopodium quinoa (quinoa), 1072 nucleotides. Its product is annotated as NDR1/HIN1-like protein 10. Lineage: Eukaryota; Viridiplantae; Streptophyta; Magnoliopsida; Caryophyllales; Amaranthaceae. The coding region runs from base 98 to 826 and encodes 242 amino acids. The record is from RefSeq and is a predicted model, not a curated record. The transcript has a single exon. Gene Ontology annotation, cellular component: plasma membrane.
UUGAACCCAUUUACUCGUAUAUUUUCCACUCUCCAGAAUCCUCCAAUUACUUCCUCUCCAAAUUUUCUCUGCAAAAACCGCCUUUACUUUCUCUCCAAUGACAAACCAACCACGCCCUGCCACCGGCUAUCCGGCCCCACCCCAAAACGGUUACCCACCACCGCCACAACCACAAUCCAACUACUAUUACCCAAACCACAAUCCUUACAACCAUAACGCGCCGCAAGCAUACUACCCUGCUCAGCCACGCGCCACCUUCUUCCGCCGCUUUUUCGCAGCACUCAUCGCUGUUUUCAUCAUUUUCGGCGUCAUUCUCCUCAUCGUUUGGCUCGUACUCCGCCCUCGCGUCCCGUCUUUCAGCGUCGAUUCUCUCACUCUUACCUCCCUCAACACCUCCACCUCUCCUUCCCAAAUCUCCGGCACUUGGUCCUUCCACUUCUCCGUCGCUAACCCUAACCACAAACUCCACGUCUAUUACGACGAAAUCGAGGCUCGUUUGUUCUACCGGAACUCGUUGCUUUCUCAGAAUCAACUCCCGCCGUUCGAUCAGGGUACCAAGAGUAUAACUACCAUGGAUGCUCAUCUUGUAGCUUCUUCUGCUUACCUUAAUUCGGAUUUGGUGAACAAAUUAAAGGAUGAUCGUUCAAGAGGCAGCGUCAAAUUCGAUGUUCAAAUGAUGGCGGUGGUGAGGUUUAAGGCUGGGGGUUGGAGAGCUCGAAGACGCUUUCUUAGGGUUUUCUGUGAUGAUUUAACUGUUUCAUUUUCAUCCAAUUCUACCAAGGGGAAUUUAUCUGGUGGGCCCAGACGGUGUUCUGUUGGAAUCUGAUACUUGUUCUUCUUCAUCUUCUUCUUUCCUUUCAGGUGAUUGUUAAUCUUUGCUAUUAGUUGGUUGUAUAUGAAUUAUGGAACAGAGUUUCUGUAUCACACUAAAAUCACAGGCAUUUUGAUUGUUCUAGCUUCUUUUGUUUUUUUAAUGUCUUUAGUAUUUCACUGUUUCUGUAGAUAGAGUGGUGACUGGUAACAAAUUAUGUACACUUUUAAUGAAUUGUAUAUUAUUAUUAUUAUGCCCUAA